CUCCGCCGGGACAUCUGUGAGGCGGCUGGGUUGGCCGAGAAGUUUCGAAGCGAGGUUUCAGUGGCAGUGGAGCUGGUGGAAACCGGGGUCCUGUGCCUUACGUCGCCGCUGGCCCCCUCAACGCCCCCACAGUUCCGCAGCCGGGAGGAGGCUGGAGGUCGCCGGGCCCGACCAAGGCAGCAAUGAAGCCGUGCCGAGAAGACGAGGCGGCGGCGGCGGCCGCGGGGGACCCCUGGAAGGAGUGUUUUGAGGUGGCCGUGCAGCUGGCGCUCCGGGCAGGACAGAUCAUCAGAAAAGCCCUUACCGAGGAAAAAUGUGUCUCAACAAAAACAUCGGCUGCAGACCUUGUGACAGAAACGGAUCACCUUGUGGAAGAUUUAAUUAUUUCUGAGCUGCAAACGCGGUUUCCUUCUCACAGGUUCAUUGCGGAAGAGUCUGCUGCUUCCGGAGCAAAGUGUGUGCUCACCGCCAGCCCCACCUGGAUCAUUGACCCCAUUGAUGGGACCUGUAACUUUGUGCACAGAUUUCCAACCGUGGCCGUCAGCAUCGGGUUUGCUGUGAACCAAGAGCUGGAAUUUGGAGUCAUCUAUCACUGCACGGAAGAGCGGCUGUACACAGGCCGGUGCGGCCGGGGCGCCUUCUGUAACGGCCAGCGGCUCCAGGCCUCCAGGGAGACAGAUCUCUCAAAGGCCUUAGUUUUAACAGAAAUCGGUCCCAAACGUGACCCUGCCACCCUGAAAUUGUUCCUGAGUAACAUGGAGAGGUUACUCCACGCCAAAGCUCAUGGGGUCCGUGUGAUCGGAAGCUCCACCUUGGCCCUGUGCCACCUGGCCGCGGGUGCCGCCGAUGCCUACUACCAGUUUGGCCUGCACUGCUGGGACCUGGCUGCCGCCACAGUCAUCAUUCGUGAAGCCGGCGGGAUCGUGAUGGACACUUCGGGUGGGCCUCUUGAUCUCAUGUCUUGCAGAGUGGUUGCUGCGGGCACCCAGGAAAUGGCAGUGCUCAUAGCUCAGGCCUUACAAACUAUUAACUAUGGACGGGACGAUGGGAAAUGAAAAGGAGCAGAUGACAGAAAGAGAAACGCUGACCCAAGGAAGAGCCGGCCUGUCUGGAAUACUGGGACUCGAGAUGGAUCCUCUCCUUUAACCGCUUGUUCUCAGCAUCAGAUGUCUGAUGUGUUCCUGCUGCCCCAAAGGGAGAUGCUUUGCUAAAGCAUGUGGCUUCUUUGUAAUCUAUGGAUUGGGUGUGUAGCUGGUUUCUCUCUGUAAUCAGGUCGAUACACGUUCUUCUGUUGGGGCCAAAACCCAGCUCUCCUAUGGCAUCGUAUUUAUAAUUCAGUCUUGGUAUUUUUUUCUGGAAUGCAAAUCUCAGGUAAUAAGGCUUUAGAACAGUUAAUAAAGUGGGUUCGUUCUCAGGCCUGCCCCCAUGAUGCUUCAGAAGGCAAUAAAUCAAAGUAGCUGAUCCGUGUCCCUACCGUGCCUGUGUUGCCCCACCAGCCUGCAGGGUCCAUGGUUAGGUUCACUAGGAAGGUUUGCGUAUUUAACCCAGGGUGACAGUGUUCCUUCCUCUUUAGCUCAUGCCUUCGAUAGGCACUGUGAAAGCUACUUCAGUGAUUAACAUACUAGUAUCCAAAUUCAGCGUAUGGGACAGACUACAGAAAACCGAACAGCUCAGAAACGGACCUCUGAGUGCCAGUGUUUUUGUGGUCAGCUCACGAGGAGAAAUUCUAAUCAGUAUGAACUGACUUGCCAGGUAUCUUUUCUAAAGUUUUGAAUCGGGAAAGUCAGUCUUAAGACAGAGAGGAAAUUCCAACUUAUUUCCAAACUCUUCUCUCAUAUUCCUGACUUUUCAUUCCUAAUUUCAUAUCAUCAACAACAAAUUCGGAAUAUUUGAAAGUGUCCCUAUAUUGGCUGUCUCUGGCCUCGGUGUUCCCCCUGGGCGGCUUUGAGAACCAGGGUCACUUGUGAGCCCAGCUGUGAGCCUUGGCACCAAGCUUAGUGCAUGUCGAGAAUAGCUUUUGAAACAGGUGCUUGAUAAACAAGAGCCUCUGCCCUCUGGGGAUAUUUGACCAGCUGAGGUUGGUGGAUGUCCCAGUGGACUAGCACCCACUCCUUCUCAGGCUUCAUCUGCUUAUCUACCACACAGGACCCUGACCUGCCUGAGACAGCUUUGAAUUGGGCCACAUUCUGCCUGGUGAGGAGUGACUUGCUGGGGGUACCACUGGUGCCAUUAGUGCCUUAAACUUUUCAAGGAGCCUAGAAGGUUCUUUCCAAGCGCCUACCUUGCUCUGUGGGAGCGGUUUCAUGUGUUACUGUUUCUGGAGCCUCUGGAGCCACAGGCAGAGAAGACAUCAUCGUCAUACUCAGUUUAUAGUUCAAGAGUGGAAAACACCAGGACACUUAUAGCUGGUAUUUUAGUCAUUCUUCCAGCAAAAUGGUUAUAUAUACAUUGUGUGUGUGUACUAUGUUCAAAUUCAUUUUGGACAAUGAAAAUAUGUAAGCACUUAGCUAAGGUUUUCUGAAUGAGGUGA
This is a messenger RNA of Trichechus manatus latirostris (Florida manatee), 2530 nucleotides long. It is a transcript of the gene IMPA2, whose product is annotated as inositol monophosphatase 2. The transcript has 8 exons. Bases 183 to 1055 code for a protein of 290 amino acids. NCBI's taxonomy places the organism in Eukaryota, Metazoa, Chordata, Mammalia, Sirenia, Trichechidae. Gene Ontology annotation, biological process: signal transduction; phosphatidylinositol phosphate biosynthetic process; inositol metabolic process. The record is from RefSeq and is a predicted model, not a curated record. Gene Ontology annotation, molecular function: inositol monophosphate 1-phosphatase activity.